AUGGCCACCUCCGACACAUUUGCUGAAUGCGCCAUCGCGUUCGUCGCCAGCAAUUUACUGACUCCCAAAUUGAUCGGAGAGCUAUCAACCAUUUUAGAAGAAAAUGGUGCACAAAUAUGUGAACCUCGACGCGACGGCUCAUUACCCAUCGAGAAAGUCACCCACAUUAUCUCCAACACGAUCGAUUUCCCUCAGUACAUUGAGGCACAGGCUCAUAUGAUCCCUGUAGUGACGACUCAAUGGAUCACCUUCUCAAUAGCUCGCAGGAAACAGGCUCAAAUUAGGCCUUUUUCGCCUGAUCCGAGAAUGAUCUUUUCUGAGGUGGUGGUGACUUGUGCGGAUCUGCCAGAGACCGACAAGGAGAGUAUUGCUGGUGCUACAGUGGCUUUGGGUGGACAAGAAACAAAAGAUGCAUCCAAGUUAACCACACAUAUUUGCGCCCUAUCGAUGGAUCAUCCUAAGGUCCAGGUUGCCCUACAAAAGGGAUGGAAAGGCAAAGUUGUGUUGCCACACUGGUUCGAUGAUUGUUUCAAACUUGGGAAACGUAUCGAUGAAGGUCCCUAUCUACUGCCCGAUCCCGAAAUUCUUAAGAAGACUUCCUCGGACGAGCUCAAAAUACCCUCCAACGAAAACCUCGCGGGUGCGACAUCGCCGACGCCGAAUUACCUCCCUCUACCCUUGCCUUCUGAUGGCGAGGUUGUUCGCCCACCGGUCACUAUCUUCCAGGACCGUAAUGUAUUGCUGUCCGGGGAUCUGACUAUAACCGAACGACUGUCAAAGGUGGUCAGGGAAAUUAUCAUCAGAGGGGGCGGAAAGCUCGUGGAUAAGGUCGAGAAUUGCGACAUGCUCAUCUGCCAAUACCGCGACGGUCCUGAAUAUGUUCAAGCGUCGCAAGCGUACAAAGAAGUCGGAAAUCUGGCCUGGCUUUACUGGCUUAUCGUCCACAACGAGUGGACAUCGCCGCUCCGCCGACUACUACACUAUCCGAUCCCCAAGGAUGGUAUAGAAGGAUUCAAGGGUCUACGUAUCACAGUAUCAAAUUACGGUGGUGAAGCACGAAUUUACCUGGAGAACCUGAUCAAAGCUUCUGGAGCCGAGUUCACCAGAACGAUGAGAGCCGAGAAUACGCAUUUGAUCACUGCUAGAGACUCUAGCGAGAAAUGCAAGGCUGCUCCUGAAUGGGGGAUUGCCGUGGUUAACCAUCUCUGGAUCGAGGAGAGCUAUGCCAAGUGCGAAAUUACGCCCAUCAACAUCAAGAAGUAUAAUCAUUUCCCUCCGCGCACCAACCUGGGCGAGAUAAUCGGGCAAACGUUCUUUGAUGAGCCAAAGUUGCGCGAAAAGUACUACCCCGGGGGGCCAGCCAAGCUCUCACCACGAGCCAAGAGGAAGCGAGCAAUCCUGGAAGCUGCAGAGGAGAACGCAUAUGCACGAGGGCCAGCAGAGGGUGUUGUUAUUGGCCAGGCUGGUAACGAGGACGUCGAGAUGGAAGACUCUAACGGAGGAACAAGCGAAAAGUCCGGAAAGAAGACCAGAAUUAUCGGAGAUGCAACUCCAAUACGUCCACGCCGUACUGGGAAGGAGAACGAGACGCCGUCGGUGGCUUCCACAGGAAGUCGUAGCGCCAAAGCGAAAGCCCAGGAACGUCUGCAUGGCUUGAGCGAUGAUAUCGCGCUUUACGAAAAGGAGAAGAAGAGACAUGCCAAGGGCGGUAAUACAAUCUGGGGUGGAAAGCGAGCUGCCGACCAGGCCGAGAAGACCAACAACCCCAAAACCAAACAAGAGGAGAAGCCCGAAGAUGAAGAUGCCGAUGCGUUAGCGAAACGGCCAACCAAAAAGACCAAGCCGUCACUUCCAGACGUUAAGAUGCGUGUUGUCUUGACUGGAUUCAAUCGCUGGGUAGGAGAUAAGAGUAAGGAAGAUCAGGAUCGAAGAAAACUCCGGGACAUGGGCAUACAGAUUGUGCAAGAGGGUCAGCCGUGCGACUAUUUGGCAGCCCCAAGUGUUGUCCGCACUGUCAAAUUCCUAUGCGCGCUUGCACGCGGCCCAACAGUCAUCUCGUCAACUUUCAUUGACCAGUCUUUAGACAAGGGCACCCUUCUCGAUGUUGAGGAUUUCAUUCUCAAAGACAAUGCAGCUGAGAAAAGGCACAACAUUAUCCUUGAGACAUCCGUCGCUCGUGCCAAGGCAAAUAGAGGCAAACUUCUUGUUGGUGUUCCCAUCUAUUGCACGGAAAAGAUCCGCAAUGGUGCGGAGAGCUACAAAGCGAUCGCCGAGGCCAAUGGGGCGAUCUUCAAGAUCUACCGGGCUCGGAGCGGGACGACAAUUCGGCCAACAAAGGCAGAGGAGGAGGGUAACGCGCCACCCGAGCCGGUCUACCUAUUAAGUAGCGGAAAACCCGACGAGAAGCCGCUUUGGGAGAAAUUCCGUGAUAUGGCGUACAACGGCAACAUGGAGCCUCGCAUUGUUGCACCUGACUGGUUGCUUGAUGUCGCAAUGGCUCAACAGGUGCGGUUUGAUGACAAGUUUUUGGCGGAGAAGUUUUACGGAAAUUCCCAGUAG
Messenger RNA from Fusarium tjaetaba, 2559 nucleotides. RefSeq lists its product as uncharacterized. The record is from RefSeq and is a predicted model, not a curated record. NCBI's taxonomy places the organism in Eukaryota, Fungi, Ascomycota, Sordariomycetes, Hypocreales, Nectriaceae. The transcript has 4 exons. The coding region runs from base 1 to 2559 and encodes 852 amino acids. Gene Ontology annotation, cellular component: Cul8-RING ubiquitin ligase complex; nucleus. Gene Ontology annotation, biological process: double-strand break repair; DNA double-strand break attachment to nuclear envelope.